GUGUGUGUGUGGCAUCUGAAACAUGUUGUUCCUCCCUACCUUCUACUUCCUGCACAGCAAAUGCGCGCAUGUGCCGGACUGGCGUGUGGCGCGUAAAAAAGAGGAAGGAAGUGGAAUUUUAUCCUCACAUUUCAACAUCAAAUAGCUCCUCGCACAACGACAACUCAACUCUCUUUGUUUCCUUUGCCGCCGAGCGUCUGGGCAGCAAACAUGACGGAGCGCAGGUUCUCCUCGCACAGGCGGCUCCACGGCGCCCCCUGCAAGCCCCUGCUGAAGAGAAGGUGCCUGAGUGACAGCUCGGACCUGCUGGCCAUGAUCGAGAGAAUGCAGGGCUGCAGGAUGGACGAGCAGAGGUGCUCCCUGCCCCCGCCCCUCAAGACAGAAGAGGACUACAUCCCUUACCCCAGUGUUCAUGAGGUUCUGGGGCGCCGCGGUCCCUUCCCGCUCAUCCUGCUGCCCCAGUUCGGAGGCUACUGGAUCGAGGGGAACAAUCACGAGCCGAAAGAGGCGCCCGGGGCAGAGCCAGCGCCCGGCCCCGCCUCCUUUAUCAAGCUGGAGACCAACAGCGCGGCCAAGAUCUACAGGAAACAGUUCAUGGGCAAGGAGCACUUUAAUUACUACACCAUGGACGCCGCCCUCGGCCACUUGGUCUUCUCAUUAAAGUAUGAUGUCAUCGGGGAUCAGGAGCAUCUGCGCUUGAUGCUGCGCACCAAGCUAAAAACCUACCAGGACGUCAUCCCCAUCUCCUGCCUCACCGAGUUCCCCAACGUGGUCCAGAUGGCCAAGCUGAUUUGCGAGGAGGUCAACGUGGAUCGCUUUUAUCCGGUCCUCUACCCCAAGGCGUCACGUCUCAUCGCCACCUUCGACGAGCACGUCAUCAGCAACAACUUCAAGUUCGGCGUGGUGUAUCAAAGGUUCGGACAGACCACGGAGGAGGAACUCUUUGGGAACGUGGAGGAAAGUACGGCUUUUGUGGAGUUUUUGGACUUUCUGGGCCAGAAGAUUGAACUGCACGACUUUAAAGGGUUCCGAGGAGGCCUGGAUGUCGCUCACGGGCAGACGGGGAGUGAGUCGGUUUACACCACCUUCCACAACAAGGACAUUAUGUUCCACGUGUCCACCAAGCUGCCUUACACCGAGGGAGACUCCCAGCAGCUGCAGAGAAAAAGGCACAUAGGCAACGACAUCAUCGCCAUCGUGUUCCAGGACGCCAACACGCCCUUUGUCCCCGACAUGAUCCAGUCCAACUUCCUGCACGCCUACGUGGUGGUGCAGCUGGACAAGGCGUGCACGGACUACGUCGCCUAUAAGGUGUCUGUGACAGCCAGGGAUGACGUGCCCUUCUUCGGGCCGGCCCUGCCUGACCCGGCCGUCUUCAAAAAGGGCCCGGAGCUUCGCGAGUUCCUGUUCACCAAGCUCAUCAAUGCCGAGUACGCCUGCUACAAGGCGGAGAAGUUUGCCAAGCUGGAGGAGCGCACCCGCUCAGCCCUGCUGGAGACCCUGUACGAGGAUCUGCAUGUCAACAGCCAGUCCAUGAUGGGUCUGGGCGGAGACGACGACAAGCUGGAGAACGGCGGCGGAGGAGGCGGAGGCUUCUUUGAGUCCUUCAAGCGGGUCAUCCGCAGCAGAAGCCAGUCCAUGGACGCCAUGGGCCUCAGUAGCAAGAAGUCGCACACGGUCUCCACUAGUCACAGCGGCAGCUUUACCCACAAUCCGCCCGACAGCCCCAAAACAGCCGGCAUUUCAUUGCUUGUCCCGGGGAAAAGUCCCAGUAGAUAUGGACGGCGAGGCAGUGCCAUAGGGAUAGGAACCAUAGAAGAGUCACUCAUCAUUCCCGGCAAAAGUCCCACCAGGAAGAAGUCUGGUCCUUUCAGCUCUCGCCGCAGCAGUGCCAUUGGCAUCGAGAACAUCCAGGAGGUGCAGGAGAGGAGCCGCGAGGUGUCCCCUUGCACCCACAGGACGUCCGACAGCGUACUUCUGUGGCAGGAAAACAGGCCGGACAACUCUUCUAAUCAUGGCUCUCCUGAGUUCCCUGCUGUCAAGCACAGUUUGGGCAUGUGUUGCAGGGCGCCAUCCAUUCCUGAGGCUCAGGACCUUUCCCGCUCCUCCUCCAACGCCAGCAGCUUCGCCAGCGUGGUGGAGGAGCACGAGGCCGAGGAGGACUACGACACUGGACUGGAAAGCGUGUCCGCCAUGACACCAAGACACUCCCUGGAUGAAGGAGCGCUCAGUACGAGUCAUGGAGUCUUCUCAGCCACCCGCCUCCAGCAUCAAACUGACAGUCUGAAGGGACCCGAGUCCAAAGCUCCAGACGGCCGCCCCAAGUCCGAUCGCCCCCCGCUGGAGCACAAGUUGUCAAACUGUUAGCUACACGCUACUGACUCACCACAUCGACGUCCAUUAUCAGCAUUUCUGGGAGAGGCGCCGCACGUCGGAAACCAAGCGACUGACAGAAGGUCACCUUUGACGCCAGAACCCGGAACCGUCGGGCUGGGAACUCGCCGCCUGUCCCGACAGACGCCGACAGGAGCUCUGAGGACUUGAGUCUUGCUCUCAAAAGUCCCCCUUUCAGGGUCGUGACGCCUGUCACAGAUGAAGUCUGCUCUCCCGACCACUGAGCAGACAUCUUGGUUUGAUUAGUUUUCCCACCAGGAAGGGAAAGUGUCACCACGUCUUAUUGUCACGUGAGUCCUUUUCCCUCCUAACUUAUUCAACCAUCUCCCAGCGAGGCCACAUGUGUGACGCUAAAUGACUCCAGGAACAUUUUUGUAACCCCGGUAAAAAGGCAAGUGACGUGCAAAUAUGUGUACUGUGGACCAGCAACACAGGUCAGUUAUUGUUUGUGCGAGUUCUGUACAUGUUGUUCCCGCCACUCCUUUUAUUGGACACGUGUACAUUGCAGGUUACUCGGUGUCAAGUGUUGCAUUUGUGAGGUGUUCAACUCCACUGUGACUCAUCUUCAAGUUGCCUUUACCACGAUUGUGUGAGAGAUCUUCUUUAUCCCGGAAUGUAACACUCUUCCCUUUAAGGCUGCGUUCACCUUUGUGCUCGGAAGGGUCAAAAAAGAUAUUUUGCUUAGCCUUCACAUUGUUUUUUUGUUAAGUCAAAACUGCACAAUAAUUAAGGCAGGGAUCUAAAAAAGUUUGAUUAUGGUAGGGGUGUCCAAACUACGGCUCGCGGGCCAAGUGCCAUCCGCCGGCAUCUUCAAUUUGGCAUACAAAUACAAGGAGUCAGCAGUUUGAUAGCUGUCAUUUAGUCACCAUUUGACGGCCGACGAAAAUACUCAACUCAGUGACCAUUAAUUGUACACCGAUGUCAAUACACGCACAUCAUUUACUUAUACGACCCAAUCAAACAACAUUCCCUGGUCAUGGUGCAUACAAAAAAAAUUCAACAAACAUGGUCACACACUGCUCAUUGAACUUUGUGGGUAUUAUAAAACCCCACUUGAGGGCUGACGGAAGUACUCAAGUCAGUGGCCAUUAAUUGUACACCGAUGUAAAUACAUGCACAGCAUUAACUUAUAUGACCCAAUCAAACAACCUUCCCUAGUCAUGGUGCAAAAAAAAAAAGCGUUCUAUCAGCAUAAAACAUUUAAACUGAAAUGCGUUGAAAAUUUGAAAGGACUAGUCGCCAGAAAGAAUGGGGGAAAUACACUACCGUUCAAAAGUUUGGGGUCACAUUGAAAUGUCCUUAUUUUUGAAGGAAAAUCACUGUACUUUUCAAUGAAGAUAACUUUAAACUAGUCUUAACUUUAAAGAAAUACACUCUAUACAUUGCUAAUGUGGUAAAUGACUAUUGUAGCUGCAAAUGUCUGGUUUUUGGUGCAAUAUCUACAUAGGUGUAUAGAGGCCCAUUUCCAGCAACUAUCACUCCAGUGUUCUAAUGGUACAAUGUGUUUGCUCAUUGGCUCAGAAGGCUAAUUGAUGAUUAGAAAACCCUUGUGCAAUCAUGUUCACACAUCUGAAAACAGUUUAGCUCGUUACAGAAGCUACAAAACUGACCUUCCUUUGAGCAGAUUGAGUUUCUGGAGCAUCACAUUUGUGGGGUCAAUUAAACGCUCAAAAUGGCCAGAAAAAGAGAACUUUCAUCUGAAACUCGACAGUCUAUUCUUGUUCUUAGAAAUGAAGGCUAUUCCACAAAAUUGUUGGGUGACCCCAAACUUUUGAACGGUAGUGUAGGGCUUUGGAAAAGCAGGAAUUCUGGAAAAUCAUGGAAUUUUUUUUAACUUGGAAAAAAGGUAGUUUAAAUUUCCAGGAUGGUGGAAUGUGUUGAAGGUGGAAUGGUUUGAAUCGGUUAAAAAAUGUGGAAAUGGGGAAAGUUUGAAAAAUGCCCAAUUCAUUUUGCAUGGGAAAAAUGUCCCGGAAAACCUGGAAUUCUGGGAAAUCUGGGAAUUUUUGGAAUUCUGGAAAAUCAUGGAAUUUUUUUGAACUUGGAAAAAAUGUAGUUUAAAUUUCCAGGAUGGUAGAAUGUGUUGAAGGUGGAAUGAUUUGAAUCGGUUAAAAAAUGUGGAACUGGUGAAAGUUUGAAAAAUGGCCAAUUCAUUUUGAAUGGGAAAAAUGUCCCGGAAAACCUGGAAUUUUGGGGAUUUUCGGAAUUCUGGAAAAUCAUGUAAUUUUUUUGUACUUGGAAAAAAGGUAGUUUAAAUUUCCAGGAUGGGUGGAAUGUGUUGAAGGUGGAAAAAUGUGGAAAAAUGUAGUAAUGGUGAAAGUUUGAUAAAUGGCCAAUUCAUUUUGAAUGGGAAAAAUGUCCCGGAAAACCUGGAAUUUUGGGGAUUUUUGGAAUUCUGGAAAAUCAUGUAAUUUUUUUGAACUUGGAAAAAAGGUAGUUUAAAUUUCCAGGAUGGGUGGAAUGUGUUGAAGGUGGAAAAAUGUGAUAAUGGUGAAAGUUUGAUAAAUGGCCAAUUCAUUUUGAAUGGGAAAAAUGUCCCGGAAAACCUGGAAUUCUGGGAAAUCUGGGAAUUUUUGGAAUUCUGGAAAAUCAUGGAAUUUUUUUGAAUUUGGAAAACAGGUAGUUUAAAUGUCCAGGAUGGUGGAAUGUGUUGAAGGUGGAAUGGUUUGAAUCGGUUGAAAAAUGUGGAAAUGGUGAAAGUUUGAAAAAUGGCCAAUUCAUUUUGAAUGGGAAAAAUGUCCCGGAAAACCUGGAAUUUUGGGGAUUUUCGGAAUUCUGGAAAAUCAUGUAAUUUUUUUGAACUUGGAAAAAAGGUAGUUUAAAUUUCCAGGAUGGGUGGAAUGUGUUGAAGGUGGAAAAAUGUGGAAAAAUGUGGUAAUGGUGAAAGUUUGAUAAAUGGCCAAUUCAUUUUGAAUGGGAAAAAUGUCCCGGAAAACCUGGAAUUUUGGGGAUUUUUGGAAUUCUGGAAAAUCAUGUAAUUUUUUUGAACUUGGAAAAAAGGUAGUUUAAAUUUCCAGGAUGGGUGGAAUGUGUUGAAGGUGGAAAAAUGUGAUAAUGGUGAAAGUUUGAUAAAUGGCCAAUUCAUUUUGAAUGGGAAAAAUGUCCCGGAAAACCUGGAAUUCUGGGAAAUCUGGGAAUUUUUGGAAUUCUGGAAAAUCAUGGAAUUUUUUUGAAUUUGGAAAACAGGUAGUUUAAAUGUCCAGGAUGGUGGAAUGUGUUGAAGGUGGAAUGGUUUGAAUCGGUAGAAAAAUGUGGAAAUGGUGAAAGUUUGAAAAAUGGCCAAUUCAUUUUGAAUGGGAAAAAUGUCCCGAAAAACCUGGAAUUCUGGGAAAUCUGGAAAUUUUGGGAAUUUUUCAAGGGAAAGCCCGCGAUUCCGGAAAUAGGCUGAACAGUUUGAAGUUGGAACGCUUUGAAUCGGGUGAAAAAUGUGAAAGGUAGAGAGCGCCAAAAUGUGGAGAAGAAGAAGAAUGAAUGUUUUGGAGCAUUCACACAAUGAGCUGAGGGCCACAAAUGAGCUGAGGGCCGUACUUUGGACACCCCUGAUGUGUUUGCUAUUUGAACCAUCUUAGGUUUUUUUCUGAAAUCUACUUGUAUAAAGCGUCGUCAAACAGGACAGAAUGCUUCUUUUCUUGUGUUUUUUUUGCCAUGGUUUUGCAGAUUUGGAACCCGACUGAUCCACAAGCAAGCAAGCGGACCAAGACCCAUUCCUCAAGUGGUCUUGGUCCACUUGUACGGUGGCAGCGGUAUGUUUGAAGUGACCUAAACAUGACAAGUGUGAACGCAGGUGAUUAAAUAAGGCAGGAAGUCUUGAUUAGGAAUAUUCAUGUCAAACUGUUGGACUUGCUGCCCCCUGGUGGCUGGUCUUCAUAGUCCAUGUGUGGUCCAGGUGGUCCCGUCCGGACCAGAACUUUCUGUGCUGUUGUAAAUGAUUGUACUUCUUCUGGUGUGUUCAGUCUGCUGACGCCCUUGUUGGAGACAAAAAGCAGGAGUUGCUGACUGUACAUAAAGAUGUUGAAUAAAGGAAGACCAGCGCCAUGGUUUCACCUCCUCACAUGUCCAGGUUCCACCACUUGAAGUCGAAAGGUUCUCGGCGCACGUUGGAGCCGCAGUGGACCUCGCCCUGCAGGAGGUGGUAAGAAGCGAAGUCGUCGAUGAAGGUGCAGCUGAGGCCCAGGUCCUCCAUCAGGGAGCACAUCUCCGCCUCCAGGGCACAGCGGCCGUCCACCUUGGGGCCGAAGGGCUUAGGGAUGCCCAGGUUUUUGCCCAGGACUAUCAGGUUCACCUGGGAGUGUAAGCGGUCGCAAACAUCAGCCGGCUGACCUCAAACAUGGCCUUGUUCUCUUCUUGGACCUUCAGUCCCAAAGUGUAAAAAAAAUAUAUAUGUAUAAUAUCACUGAUGGAACAGUUGUAUCUUUCAGCACAUUUUCUCUCCUUGACCUCCUAGAUUUAUACUGAACAAAAAUAUAAACGCAACACCUUUGAUUUGGCUCCCAUUUGUCAUGAGUUGAACUCUAUGAUGUAAAACUUUGACUAUAUACACAAAAGACCUAUUCCUCGCAUAUAUUGUUCACAAAUCUGUGUUAGUGAGCAUUUCUUCUUUGCCAAAUAAUCCAUCCCACUUCACAGGUGUGGCAUAUCAGGAUGCUGAUUUAACA
Molecule: messenger RNA, 7046 nt
Organism: Entelurus aequoreus (snake pipefish)
Lineage: Eukaryota; Metazoa; Chordata; Actinopteri; Syngnathiformes; Syngnathidae
Gene: rap1gapb
Product: RAP1 GTPase activating protein b
Exons: 24
Coding region: 211-2367 (718 amino acids)
Biological process (GO): activation of GTPase activity; regulation of small GTPase mediated signal transduction
Cellular component (GO): cytoplasm
Molecular function (GO): GTPase activator activity
Source: RefSeq, a predicted model, not a curated record